AAUAACAAGUUGGCAUCAGACUGGGAUAUAAUGGUAAUCCAAGAGCCCUACAUCAAUUUCCUCCAUAAUACAAGCGCUAACCACACCUGGCAUGUCUUAUACCCUACUAAUCAUUACACCCAUCCGCAGCAAUGCACUCAUGCCAUCACACUCAUUAAUACAUCCCUUGACUCCAACUCCUGGAAACAGAUAUCUUAUCCAUCGUUGGACAUAGUCAUCAUUCAACUUUCAGGCCACUAUGGCCAAUGCACCAUAUUCAACAUUUAUAACGAC
Messenger RNA from Suillus subaureus, 273 nucleotides. RefSeq lists its product as uncharacterized. The annotation marks the transcript as partial. The transcript has a single exon. The record is from RefSeq and is a predicted model, not a curated record. NCBI's taxonomy places the organism in Eukaryota, Fungi, Basidiomycota, Agaricomycetes, Boletales, Suillaceae.